CCCGGGCCCGUCAUCCUCUUAUCUCCUUUCUUCCUUCAUUCAUCAGGAGAUGGUUAGUCCAUCGUCUACUCGUUCAUAAGUUUAUUCAUUGUUGCAGUCAGGAUGCCGCCUUCUAACGGGCACCUGCUGCUCCCCAAGGUCUGGAGAGCAGCCAGGUCCGCCUACGAGAAGGCUUGUAAGACCUUAAGGUCAAAAUUUCCCGAGCAAAUCCCACAGGGCUCGCUUCGUCUUCAGCCAGAAUACAUUAGGGUUGCUCACAGACAACCUAUCAAUCGAGCGGCUGCUAUCCGUCAAGCCCGUAGUCGCCAAUUCUCGACGCGCGCGGCGGGAUCCUUCGUCUCUUAUCUCCGCAGUGGUCUUCAAGCAGACCGUACUGCGACAACGAAGGUAUCUUCUGUUGCCUCCAAUCUUAGCCGGUUGACAACUCGUGCUCCUUUCGCGUCUGCUCUCCGCCCGAACUUGACUGGUGGUACGUUGGGCCGCACGGCCGGAGGUUAUACAAUUGGCGCCGGCCGCAUUGGCGGUGCACGAUACUUCUCACAUGGCCCGGCUGCACCGGCCCAGGUCAUCAACAAUGUUUCGAUGGGUGUGCGUGCGUUCUUCCUCUCGGGACAGAAGGCUCGAUUUGAUGGGGUCGAUCCAAUCACCGGGAACAAGCGCUACAAGGCCGUCAGCAAGCUUCAGGAUGAAGCUGAGCGCAAAAUGACCGGCAUUCCUCGCACGGCUCCCGGGUCUUUUAUCGACUUCCAGAUCUCCCCUACCAUCACUGCCUUUGGCCUGCAGAAGAACCUGGCUGCUACCAGCACUUGUGAUGAUCAGACGCUGAACUCGGAAGGCCUCCUGGACCUGCUGUCUGCCGACUUUGCCCGGACCCUUAAGGAUCUGGCUGUCGUUCUUAACGAUCUUAAGCGUUUGAAAACCCUGGGCGACAUGCCCGUCAUACUCCACGACCAGUCUACGAUUCGAGUACGGUUUCCGGGUUGCGAUGCCGAGACUGUUGAGAGGCUUUGUGAUGAAGCAGGUAUUCAACGAGGCAAAAUCAUGCAAGAUGAGGAUUUCAACACGCGUACGGGUGCCGAUCUUGCUCUUCUGUUCCCAUUUGCUCCCAGUGUCCCAGUCUCUCCGCAGAUUGAUGAUUACUUCUACAAACCUCAGUCUGUGAAGUCUCAGGCUCCUGAAGAAGUCGACUGGCAUGCCAUGAUGUCUCCCGAGCAGAUCAGCGACGCGUCGUCUAGUAUGCACAGACAGUCUUCCAACCAGAUUAGCUUUGAGGAUGUAACCAUGUUUGCCAAAAAUCCCUGGGCGUCGCCGUUGUCGGGGUAUUCCAGCAUUAACGUCAGCGAGCUCGGAGACCACGCCUACUUCCCCGAGGCCCUGAGCAGUGGAGUUCCUGCUACCGCCUCCGAAUACGAGGGCUCGGACGGAAUCCGCAAGUUCAUUGCUGAAUGUGACACGGCUGCGCGAUACUGAAGCAGCGGCUAAAUUGUACAGCUUUACAAAGUCAUUUCUCGUUUCCUCGCGUCUUGUUUCCCUUGCAGUCUCUGAAACAAGUUCUCAGGUGAAUCACGAGUAUGCUCGGGCAAUUCGGAUUUACCAGCCAUCUACCUGAUGCGCUCAUAUCUAACAUAUAUACCACUAUUGUUAUUUCGGAUUUAAUUAACUCUUAAAUGUAUACAAAU
Molecule: messenger RNA, 1679 nt
Organism: Aspergillus uvarum CBS 121591
Lineage: Eukaryota; Fungi; Ascomycota; Eurotiomycetes; Eurotiales; Aspergillaceae
Exons: 2
Coding region: 103-1470 (455 amino acids)
Biological process (GO): proteasome assembly
Molecular function (GO): proteasome binding
Source: RefSeq, a predicted model, not a curated record